AUGUCCGCCGUCACGCGCGUCCUCGUGCGCUCGCGCCUCGCAGCGGUUCGCUGCGCACCGCUCCAGCUCCGAUCGCUGUCCUCGGUCGUCCGCCCGACUGCCCUCCGCCCGGCCGUCACUGCUGCCCGCCUCCAGCAGCUCUCGCAGGUCCGCUUCGCCAGCUCGGCUGAGGCUGUGGCUGAGGUCGAGGAGGCCGCUCCCCAGUGGCCUGUGCGCGAGGCGCCGCCACUCUCCGACAAGGACAUUAAGCGCCUCACUCGCCAGCGCAACAUCGGAAUCUCGGCCCACAUCGACUCGGGCAAGACCACCCUGACGGAGCGUGUGCUCUACUACACCGGCCGUGUGCGCGAUGUCCACGAGGUCCGUGGCCGCGACGGUGUUGGCGCCAAGAUGGACUCGAUGGACCUUGAGCGUGAGAAGGGUAUCACCAUUCAGUCGGCCGCGACCUUUGCGGACUGGGUUUCGCUUCCCCCUCCCAACGAGUGGACUGCCGACCAGCAGCCCGGCGAAAACGAGCCUGAGAAGGAGAAGUUUGCGCUCAACAUCAUCGACACGCCCGGUCACGUCGACUUUACCAUUGAGGUCGAGCGUGCGCUCCGUGUGCUCGACGCUGCUGUCCUCGUUCUCUGCUCGGUUGCGGGUGUGCAGUCGCAGACCAUCACCGUCGACCGUCAGAUGAGGCGCUACAACGUCCCCCGCGUGUGCUUCAUCAACAAGAUGGACCGUGCCGGUGCCAACCCGUGGCGCGUCAUCGACCAGCUCCGCAACAAGCUCAGGAUGAACGCCGCUGCCGUCCAGAUCCCUAUCGGUAGCGAGGACUCUCUCGACGGUGUCGUCGACAUUAUCCGCAUGAAGGCCCUCCGCUUCCGCGGUGUCAAGGGUAACGAGGUCGUUGAGGAGCCCGUCCCCGAGGAGCUCAAGGAGCUCGCCGAGGCCAAGCGCCAGGAGCUCAUCGAGCACGUUGCCGAAGCCGACGAGGAGAUCUCGGACAAGUUCCUCAUGGAGGAGCCCAUCUCCAACCUCGACAUCACCAAGGCCAUCCGCCGCGCCACCAUCAACCUCAAGUUCAUUCCGGUGUUCAUGGGCUCGGCCAUCAAGAACACUGGUGUUCAGGCCAUGCUUGACGGUGUCGCCGCCUACCUCCCCGACCCCUCGGAGGUUGCGUCCAACGCCAUCGACACCUCCCUUCCCGUCGAGGCCCCCAAGGUCCCCCUUGCCGGUGCGGAGGAUGCUCCGUUCGUCGGCCUCGCGUUCAAGCUUGAGGAGGGCCGCUUCGGCCAGUUGACCUACGUCCGCGUGUACCAGGGUGAGCUCCGCAAGGGUGGCCUCAUCUUCAACGCCCGCACUGGUAAGAAGGUCAAGGUGCCUCGUCUUGUGCGCAUGCACGCCGACGAGAUGGAGGACGUCGAAUCGAUCAAGGCUGGUGAGAUCUGCGCCACCUUUGGUGUCGAGUGCUCGUCUGGUGACACUUUCACGGACGGCACCACGUCGCUCUCAAUGACGUCCAUGUUCGUCCCCGAGCCCGUCAUCUCGCUGUCGAUCCGGCCCGAGGGUCAGGAGACGCCCAACUUCUCGCGUGCGCUCAACCGCUUCCAGAAGGAGGACCCGACCUUCCGCGUCCACCUUGACCCCGAGUCACAGGAGACCAUCAUCUCCGGUAUGGGUGAGCUUCACCUCGACAUUUAUGUCGAGCGCAUGAAGCGCGAGUACAGCGUCUCGUGCGUGACCGGCAAGCCACGUGUCGCGUUCCGUGAGACGAUCACUCAGCCCGCCAAGUUCGAGUACACCCACAAGAAGCAGACGGGUGGUUCGGGUCAGUUCGGUCGCGUCAAGGGCUACAUCGAGCCCAUGGAGCACGAUGCCGAGACUGGCAAGGACAACGAGUUUGUCAACCAGAUCAUUGGUGGCAACAUUCCUACCGGCUUCAUUCCCGCUAUCGAGAAGGGUUUCCAGGAGGCGCUCGACCGCGGCCUUCUCACUGGUCACGUCAUCAACGGCGUCCGCUUCGUCCUCGAGGAUGGUCAGCACCACGCUGUCGAUUCGAGCGAGUUGGCAUUCCGCCUUGCGUCUAUUGGCGCGUUCAAGGAGGCGUUCAACAAGGCUGGCCCUGUUGUUCUUGAGCCCAUCAUGAACGUCGAGAUCAUUGCGCCUGUCGAGUUCCAGGGUGCCGUCAUUGGUGGUAUCAACCAGCGCAAGGGCAACAUUCUAGACAGCGAGAUUCGCGACGACGAGUUUACGCUCCAGGCCGAGGUUGCGCUCAACGACAUGUUUGGUUACUCGUCUAGCUUGCGCGGCAUCACGCAGGGUAAGGGCGAGUUUACGAUGGAGUGGGUCAAGUACGCGCCUGUCAUGCCCAACGUCCAGCGUGACAUGACCGAGGCUUUCCGCAAGAAGCAGCUCUCUGGCAACUAG
Molecule: messenger RNA, 2412 nt
Organism: Cutaneotrichosporon cavernicola
Lineage: Eukaryota; Fungi; Basidiomycota; Tremellomycetes; Trichosporonales; Trichosporonaceae
Gene: MEF1
Exons: 2
Coding region: 1-2412 (803 amino acids)
Biological process (GO): mitochondrial translational elongation
Cellular component (GO): mitochondrion
Molecular function (GO): translation elongation factor activity; GTPase activity; GTP binding
Source: RefSeq, a predicted model, not a curated record